UCCGCCCGUUUCCUUCCUGGACGAAACUAUAUCCCCUACCCUUCCACCCAGCUUCUCGGCCUCAAUAUGAACAGCAGCAAAGCGUCAGCAAGUGCUGCGAGGCGACCACCAUGAAUACUGCGACUGGAAUACUAUCAUCUUCGUCAUCUACCUUUUUCAACUACAAUCGAUGUCACCGAUUUGUCAUCUCAUCCCUUACUUCACCUUAUAAAACCCACAUUCGAUCUUCUUGGAAAAGGAGGGUCUGGAGGAGCAUGCCCAUGAAUUCAUCACCACCUUCGUCUUCGUCUCUUUAUAGCGGUGCAUCCGCCACCAAAAUUGAGCCUGCUGCAUUAUCGUCGGUUGCCGCAGGACUACAGACGUUUAAGCCGUCAAAGCAACAACCGUGGCUGAUUGUAGGUCUUGGAAACCCUGGAAAGUUGUAUAACCGCACAAGGCACAAUGUGGGUUUUGAGAUGGUAGAUGCAAUAGCAGAGGCUGAAGGUAUCUCCAUGAGCAAUGUUUCCUUCAAAGCUUUCUUUGGGAAAGGGUGCAUUGGAAAUACUCCAUUGAUGCUUGCCAAGCCACAAACUUUCAUGAAUGUUAGCGGGGAGUCUGUUGGAGCAAUUGUUUCUUUCUAUAAGAUUCCACCAAAGCAAGUACUUGUGAUUUAUGAUGACUUGGAUUUGCCUUUUGGAAAGUUGCGUCUAUUACCAAAAGGUGGACACGGGGGACACAACGGGAUGAAGAGUAUAAUCAAUCACCUUAAAGGCAACCGUGAGUUUCCCCGUUUAAGAAUAGGUAUUGGGAGGCCUCCAGGCAAGAUGGAAGCUGCAGCUUAUGUUCUUAAACGAUUUAACAAACAAGAAAGUGAGGAGUUGGAUUUCACCUUUCAAACUGGCAUCGAAGCAAUUCGAAUUCUUUUGCUCCAAGGUUUCGACAAGAGUGCUACAUUUGUGAAUUCUCCAAAACCCUUGAAACAUCUUCAAUGAAGCAAUUGUUUCUCCAAUCAUUGGUGACUUAUUUUUGACAUGCAUAGGUACAAACAGGAUUGCUUAAACAACCGUAGACUAGCCAUUUGAGCAUUCUUUGAUUAAAUUUAUACAACUAGCCAUUUGAGCAUUCUUUGAUUAAAUUUAUACAAAAAUGUUGUAAUUGAUAUGAUAUAACUCAUGUCCACAUGAGGCCAAAAAAUAUUUUGGAUUAA
Molecule: messenger RNA, 1186 nt
Organism: Lactuca sativa (garden lettuce)
Lineage: Eukaryota; Viridiplantae; Streptophyta; Magnoliopsida; Asterales; Asteraceae
Product: peptidyl-tRNA hydrolase, mitochondrial
Molecular function (GO): peptidyl-tRNA hydrolase activity
Source: RefSeq, a predicted model, not a curated record